AUGGCGGCCUCUCAGGUUCCGGAGAUUAACAUACAGGCGGGAGAGACGGCCAAGGUCGGGGACAGGGACCUGCUGGGGAACGACUGUCCGGAGCAGGACAGGCUUCCCCAACGCUCCUGGAGGCAGAAAUGCGCCUCCUACGUGCUGGCCCUGCGGCCUUGGAGCUUCAGUGCCUCACUUACCCCGGUGGCCUUGGGCAGUGCCCUGGCCUACAGAUCCCAGGGCGUCCUGGAUCCCAGGCUGCUGGUGGGCUGUGCCGUGGCCGUCCUGGCCGUGCACGGGGCUGGCAAUUUGGUCAACACUUACUAUGACUUUUCCAAGGGCAUUGACCACAAAAAGAGUGAUGACAGGACCCUGGUGGACCGAAUCUUGGAGCCCCAGGAUGUUGUCCGGUUUGGAGUCUUCCUCUACACCCUGGGCUGUGUCUGUGCCGCUUGUCUCUACUACCUGUCCCCUCUGAAACUGGAGCACUUGGCUCUCAUCUACUUUGGAGGCCUGUCUGGCUCCUUUCUCUACACGGGAGCUACAGCCCUGACAUCCACCUGGAGAGCUGGGCAUGGAAGCAAAAGAAGAGUGGGCCUCGUGGGCUGCCCGGUGGGCUCGGUGCUGCCCCCGGGGGCCCGCCCGCCGCCUCCCCAGCCUUGCCCCGGGGCGGAAUCGAAGGAAGGGCAGGUCCCGCCGCCCCCGCCCCGCCCCUCUUCGCCCGCUGAGCGGUAG
This is a messenger RNA of Felis catus (domestic cat), 717 nucleotides long. Its product is annotated as ubiA prenyltransferase domain-containing protein 1-like. Gene Ontology annotation, molecular function: prenyltransferase activity. Lineage: Eukaryota; Metazoa; Chordata; Mammalia; Carnivora; Felidae. Gene Ontology annotation, biological process: vitamin K biosynthetic process; menaquinone biosynthetic process. Gene Ontology annotation, cellular component: Golgi membrane; endoplasmic reticulum. The record is from RefSeq and is a predicted model, not a curated record.